Messenger RNA from Drosophila ananassae, 1412 nucleotides. Its product is annotated as lysozyme c-1. The transcript is spliced from 4 exons. The record is from RefSeq and is a predicted model, not a curated record. NCBI's taxonomy places the organism in Eukaryota, Metazoa, Arthropoda, Insecta, Diptera, Drosophilidae. Bases 708 to 1289 code for a protein of 193 amino acids.
UACAUUAUAAAAAGGUGUAUCUGUUUUAUCGAUUUCAUAUUAAACACCUCGUAAUAUUACUUCUCAUGUAAGGUUAUUGAACUGUCUUUAGUAAUGGCUAAAGUAUUUUUUUUAUCAGAAGCGUUAUGCAAUUUCUGGAAGGAAGAAAUUCCACCCUUACCUGAGUGGGAAAUACCUCACAACAAUCUCCUGUCUGGACCCAGAAUCAUCAUAUGUUUCUAUAUUAUUAUUAGAGAGUUCAGGCAUCAAGUCAACCGUGACAGCGUGUCGAUGAUACCUUAUCAACUUUAUCAGCCGUCGUGCUCACCGUUUUGGAGCGUUUUGGGAGAGAAUUUCCUCGAUCGAGCCGCGAAUAGAGGCGCAAUUGUAUCUGAGAAAUACCUAGGCAGUCAGUACUUAAACUCGGGUCAACUGCGUCGCACCGGCGAGCUAGCGAUCGGCUGGGCAAAUGAUUAUUUAAAGCACGCCAUCAACGCAGAACGAGACCCACGAAACGCGCUAGGUAAGAAGAUACAGAUACUCUGUAUCUCAGCUCCCGCAUUUUGUAGGCGAAGAUACUUCUGCUCCCCUCAACAAACUCGUUUCCUGCUGCCAGAGACGCUGUUGUUCCACGAUAAUUAAGUAAACAAAGUAAACAAACAGUUUGCUCAAGUAAAAGUGUUCUGUCGGAGGAAGUAACUCAAUCCCAUUAUUACAUAUUAUUUUUCAUGCAAAUCAAACUAAAAGUGAAACGUGUACACGGUAUAUAUGUGUAUUUAAUUAUCCAUUGCUUAUCGAAUUUAAUUGUGCUGAAAAUGAAGGCUCUUUGGCUGUGGUUGAUUCCAGUGUCCGUCCUAUUUUUGCUGGGAUUGGAGCAAGUGGAAUCCAAGAAAUAUCAGCGCUGUGAACUCACACGGGUGUUGGUGGAGAAUUAUAACUUUGACAAGACUUUUCUAUCUAACUGGAUAUGCUUGGUGGAGCAUGAAAGUGAACUAAACACCAGCAAGAUCACCCCGAAGGAGAACAACAGUAAAAACUACGGUCUCUUCCAAAUCAACAGCAAGAACUAUUGCUCUGAGGGACGAAAAGGAGGACAAUGCAACAAGAAAUGUGAAGACUUCUCAAACGAUGACAUUGGAGACGACAUCGUCUGUGCCAAGAUGAUCCAGGAACGCGAGGGCUUUAAGUACUGGAAGGGCUGGGACCGUUUCUGUCGCAAUCCGCAGAAUCUGCCCAAUCUGCGUGUGGCAUGCAACCUGCGCAGCCUGUCGCCCCUGCGGACGCCUCGCGGCUUCCUCGGCCACGGCUAGAAACCUACUCCUAUUCCUAUAGACGUCUAACCUUCGAGAUAUAUGUACAUAUAUAUGAAUACUUUGCAUAAUUGCUUGUUCGGCUCCAGACUCAAAUGCAUAAACUGAGGGCUUCCAAGUGGG